AUGCAAGGUUAUACCAACGAUUUAGCACUGAACUGUUACGAAUGCACAACAUUCAACUCAACAGGACUUCGCCUACCACUGGACCAGCAGUACACGCAUAAGGCAGACUGCGCCAACUCCCCUUCUCCAGAUACAUACAAAGGCAAAUCAUCCUGCCAGGGCGGAACACUGUUUAACGCAAAGUGCGUAAAAGCUGCAGGAACUGUUAAGGGGAAGACCAGAGCCGGAGCUGAUGUUGACAUCAAGGAUGGAACACUUAGAGCAUGCUUCCAGAUUCCAGUCACGUACGACAAUAAGUGUUACGAGGGUGCAGAGUCGGCUACUUUAAUUCUGAUGAUAUUUCCUGACUUAAUUCCCGAUCAGAGUAAUAUCACGGGCAAACUGUGUAUCUGCGACGGCGAUAACUGCAACAGUGGCAGUGCGGUGCGCCCUCUAGCGGCACUCCUCGCAUUGGCAUUCGUCGCCAAGCUCCUCGCGAUGUAGUAACUUUGUCAUUAUAGGCGAAAUUAGAGGGCACUAGUUUUGUAUCUUUAUGGAACAGGCAAGAGUAAAUCUUUGUGUAUUCAUCGUAAAUAACAAAAAAAUACCAUCUGAAGACUUCCACAAUGCAUAAGGUCUAUCCAGGUUUUGGGUCCAGGGUGAUUGGGAAAAUAUAUAAGGGCCUAUGAAGUGCGGCAAUUUUUUUCCGAUGCAAUCUUUGAAAUUAAAACUUUGUGUCCCAUUUAGCUUAUUUUGUCACUGUGAAUGUCCUUUUCACUUCAGGCGCCUUUUUGUUGUUAUGCUGAUACAAAUGUCCAUAUUCAUGAGUAAAUAUGUGAUGUCAUUCCAGGCAUGCAGAAACCCCAAUGUUUGCAAACAGCUAGAAUUUUGGAUAUUUUGGUAUCGUCAUUUUUUUUGGGGGGGGGGGGUGGUAAAUCGUUGUUGUGUAAGUACAUGGCAGAAAGCCAACGAUCAACCCUUUCUCAGAAAUGUUUUCAAUAAGCAAAUUUUGGGUUCACCAUUUCAACA
Patiria miniata (bat star) is the source of this 1008-nucleotide messenger RNA. RefSeq lists its product as uncharacterized. The transcript is spliced from 3 exons. Gene Ontology annotation, biological process: positive regulation of voltage-gated potassium channel activity; sleep; regulation of synaptic transmission, cholinergic. Bases 1 to 483 code for a protein of 160 amino acids. The record is from RefSeq and is a predicted model, not a curated record. NCBI's taxonomy places the organism in Eukaryota, Metazoa, Echinodermata, Asteroidea, Valvatida, Asterinidae.